Messenger RNA from Leopardus geoffroyi (Geoffroy's cat), 4178 nucleotides. It is a transcript of the gene NAA16, whose product is annotated as N-alpha-acetyltransferase 16, NatA auxiliary subunit. The coding region runs from base 225 to 2966 and encodes 913 amino acids. Gene Ontology annotation, cellular component: cytoplasm; NatA complex. The transcript has 22 exons. Gene Ontology annotation, biological process: N-terminal peptidyl-methionine acetylation. Gene Ontology annotation, molecular function: protein binding; protein-N-terminal amino-acid acetyltransferase activity. The record is from RefSeq and is a predicted model, not a curated record. NCBI's taxonomy places the organism in Eukaryota, Metazoa, Chordata, Mammalia, Carnivora, Felidae.
CGCGCGGGAGCCACCGCCGCUCACCAGUCCGUAGAGCCGGAGUCGAGGUUGUCCAGCCCAGAUCGCGUUCCCUUUCCAUUGCCAGCCCUGCCCAACGGCCUGCCCGGCCUGCCCAGCCCCUACUCCAGGCCAUGAAGUGACCCAUCGCCCGCUGCCCGACUCCGCCCCGGUGCCCACUCCUGCGGAACGGAGCGCCCGGGCACCCGGUCUCCCCGCCGGCCGCGAUGCCGAACGUGCAGCUGCCGCCCAAGGAGAGCAACCUUUUCAAGCGCAUCUUGAAAUGUUACGAACAGAAGCAGUACAAAAAUGGCCUCAAGUUUUGCAAGAUGAUUCUUUCAAAUCCAAAAUUUGCUGAACAUGGAGAGACUUUGGCUAUGAAGGGAUUAACAUUGAACUGCUUAGGAAAAAAAGAAGAAGCGUAUGAAUUUGUUCGUAAAGGACUUCGUAAUGAUGUCAAGAGCCAUGUCUGUUGGCAUGUUUACGGACUCUUGCAACGUUCUGAUAAGAAGUAUGAUGAAGCUAUUAAGUGCUAUCGAAAUGCCCUCAAAUUAGAUAAAGAUAAUCUACAAAUUUUGAGAGAUCUCUCUCUGUUGCAGAUUCAAAUGAGAGACCUUGAAGGUUAUCGAGAGACAAGGUAUCAGCUUCUUCAGUUGCGCCCAACGCAGCGUGCUUCCUGGAUUGGAUAUGCUAUUGCAUACCAUUUGCUGAAAGAUUAUGAUAUGGCACUAAAACUAUUGGAAGAGUUUAGACAAACUCAGCAAGUUCCUCCCAACAAAAUAGACUAUGAAUAUAGUGAACUGAUACUAUACCAGAAUCAAGUGAUGAGAGAGGCAGACCUAUUUCAGGAAUCUUUGGAACAUAUAGAAACAUAUGAGAAACAGAUAUGUGAUAAACUUUUGGUGGAAGAAAUUAAAGGGGAAAUGCUGUUGAAAUUGGGAAGAUUAAAAGAAGCCAGUGAAGUAUUCAAAAACUUGAUUGAUCGGAAUGCAGAAAAUUGGUGUUAUUAUGAAGGCUUGGAAAAAGCUCUGCAACUUAAUUCCAUAGGACCUUUUCUCCCCCAUGGCACUUUAGAAGAGAGGCUCCAAAUUUAUGAAGAAAUUAGUAAGCAGCACCCCAGAGCAAUUUCACCUAGAAGAUUACCUUUGAAUCUUGCCCCAGGUGAAAAAUUUAGAGAACUAAUGGAUAAGUUCCUGAGGAUUAACUUCAGUAAAGGCUGCCCACCCUUGUUCACUACUUUGAAAUCUUUAUAUUACAAUACAGAAAAGAUUUCUAUAAUCCAGGAGCUUGUUACGAAUUAUGAAGCCUCUCUUAAAACGUGUGACUUUUUUAGCCCUUAUGAAAAUGGAGAGAAGGAACCCCCGACAACACUUCUCUGGGUUCAGUAUUUCCUGGCACAGCAUUUUGAUAAACUUGGGCAUUAUUCUUUAGCUUUGGAUUACAUUAAUGCUGCAAUUGCUGGUACUCCCACUCUAAUAGAAUUAUUCUAUAUGAAGGCAAAAAUUUACAAGCAUAUAGGUAAUCUCAAAGAAGCUGUAAAGUGGAUGGAUGAAGCGCAGUCUUUGGACACAGCUGAUAGAUUCAUCAACUCCAAAUGUGCAAAAUAUAUGCUUCGAGCAAACAUGAUAAAAGAAGCAGAAGAAAUGUGUUCCAAGUUCACAAGGGAAGGAACAUCUGCUAUGGAAAAUCUAAAUGAGAUGCAAUGCAUGUGGUUUCAGACAGAAUGCAUUUCAGCUUACCAGCGUUUGGGGAGAUAUGGGGAUGCCUUGAAAAAAUGCCAUGAAGUAGAAAGGCAUUUUUUUGAGAUAACUGAUGAUCAAUUUGACUUCCAUACAUACUGCAUGAGAAAGAUGACCCUUCGUGCCUAUGUUGACCUUUUGAGAUUAGAAGAUAUACUCAGAAGACAUGCCUUCUAUUUCAAGGCUGCUAGAUCAGCGAUUGAAAUAUACUUGAAAUUGUAUGAUAACCCCUUAACCAGUGAGAGCAAACAGCAAGAAAUAAAUUCAGAAAACUUGUCAGCCAAAGAGUUGAAGAAAAUGCUUAGCAAGCAGAGAAGAGCUCAGAAAAAGGCUAAACUGGAAGAAGAGAGAAAGCAUGCGGAAAGGGAACGUCAACAAAAAAAUCAAAAGAAAAAAAGAGAUGAAGAAGAAGAAGAAGGCAGUGGUCUCAAAGAAGAACUUAUACCUGAAAAAUUAGAAAGGAUAGAAAAUCCAUUAGAAGAAGCUAUCAAGUUCCUUAUACCUCUUAAGAACCUUGUUGCUGAUAACAUUGACACUCAUCUAUUAGCAUUUGAAAUAUAUUUUAGAAAAGGGAAGUUUCUGUUAAUGCUGCAGUCUGUCAAACGAGCUUUUGCCAUCAACAGUAAUAACCCAUGGUUACAUGAAUGCUUAAUUAAAUUUUCUAAAUCUGUGUCUAAUCAUAGUAAUAUUCCAGACAUUGUGAGUAAAGUUCUAUCUCAAGAAAUGCAGAAAAUAUUUGUCAACAAGGAUUUGGAAAGUUUUAAUGAGGAUUUUCUCAGACACAAUGCUACCUCUCUUCAGCAUCUACUUUCAGAAGCUCUGCUUUGUAGUGUUUUGCCAUUUACAAGCACUCCCAUUGUGGCGCCAGGCUGUCAAGAGGAUGCCAUUAAAUUGGGAGUUGGGAAGAGACACUGUACCUGGCUCACAAGUUCUGGUGCUAAAAUGAUGUAUUUUCUGGACAAGUCAAGGCAAGAAAAAGCAAUUGCUAUUGCCACUAGACUGGAUGAAACUAUAAAAGAUAAAAAUGUAAAGACUUUAAUAAAGGUUUCUGAGGCAUUGCUUGAUGGCAGCUUUGGGAACUGUAAUUCCCAGUAUGAAGAAUACAGGAUGGCCUGUCAUAACCUGCUUCCUUUUACUUCCGCUUUCCUGCCCGUUGUGAAUGAGGUCGACAGUCACAAUGUGGCACUAAACCACACAGCUAACUAUGAUGUCUUGGCAAAUGAGAUUUGAAAUCCCACAGAAGGUUGACUCCUGUAAGACUCAGAGCUGAAUUCAGAUCAGGGUUUCUUUUUCAGGGUGUAUUUUAAUAUAGAUAUGAAAUGAAAUAAUUGGAUAGAAUUUUUUUUUGGAUAGAUUUUUUAAAUGGAGUAUUCUGUAAGCUUAUUUUAUUCUUUAUCUGACUGCCAGUUUACAUAAACAUCUGUUAAAAAUUACCUGUUUAUACUUGUACAGUUUUCUUAAACUUUCAAAUUAUCAGCAUUGUGAUGGGUGCUGUCACUUCUGUAUCAUAGAUAUAAUUUCUUACUAAGCUAAGUUGUAUACAGCCCCACUGUAUUAUUUUCUUUAGAUGCUGGUUUCAGAAACUAUGUUUUGAUGUCUUACUGGUUUGUUGUAUUUGUUUAUUUGCUUGCCUUUUAAUUAAAGCAUGUCAGUUAUAAAGUGUUAACUGUUAAAAACAAUAUGGAACUUUUUUUGGCAGACGCUGGGGUUUAUUUUAAAAUUUAUUUCAGUUUGCCCUUCCUUCCACCUUAAUUUUUUUCGUGAUUUACCACUUCUUUUUUAGUAUCCACGAAAAUGAUACUUUCUAUUGAGUAAGGGUACUCCAGUUUUAUGUAGAUGAUUCAGAAUGUGGGGAUUGGUUUGCUUCUUAAUCAUGGAAAUUCACUGGUAAGUUUGUUGCCUAUCUCUAGACCAGUCUUUUAAAGACUCCCGGGUAAGACUUAUGCUUCCUUGACUAAAUUGCUUGGGUGUCAACAAGUAUUUGAUAUCUGAACAGUGUGCUUCGAGGGAGCAUAAUAGGGAAGAAUGCAAAUGACAAGGAAACAUUCGUUCUUAGUCUUACAGCCAGGCAUUGACUAUUAAAUGUUUUUGUAUCAGCAAAAUGAGAAUUUAAAACUCUUGUUAGUGUAAUUAUUAAAACAUGGUUCAGCAAUAUUUUUUUGGGAGGGGGUAAAGGUUUUUGUUCUGUCUGUACAGAAAACAAUAAUGGAAUCAUUCAGUAGAUUUCUUUCAGAAUUGUGUAAAUAUGUCUAAUAUUAAUACUUCCCUUUGAGGCAAAUACAAAUUCAAAAAGGGAGAUUUUAUUUAGAGAAGCCAUUCUAAUUAAAAUGAUUUUCCUUCACUCUAAGCUGUUUAGAUUCAUAAUUGUUAAGAGAAAAAAAAAACUCACUGUAAAAUAAUGCCAACCUAUAUAUGCUGUAAUAAAUUAUUUUGUACACAGUU